UGCUUCACUGCACCUCUUCUUCUCAUCCCAAUCUCUCACACGUAGUUUUCUCUCUCUCUCUCUCUCUCUCUCUCUCUCUCUCAUUCUGAUCACCACUUCUAUAAUGGCUUCUGAAUCUCCCAACAAGGAGUACGUGAUUUAUCGGCAUGAGAAAAUAGGGCUACUUGAUAUCCUAAGCCUUUUGAUCUUUAGAAGAUGCUUGCUGAGUUAUAAGUUUGUGGAGAUUAGUGAUGCAAAGAGCGUCGAACUCAGGAACGUGCAGGUCGACUCGCUCACAGCCAGAACCCUGCUUUGCCAAAAAUUUUUAUCGGCGAUUAGUAAGCCGUUGAAGAGUUUCGGGGGCAUCAUCGAGUUCCUGUUGAACUUGGUUGCUUUUAACGGUGGAAUACUACGUUUUAUAUUGAGUGCUCUCACAGGUAAGAUCAAGAUUCCGGAUCCUGAAGCAGCAUAUUAUAGAUCCAUCAUAGCCUAUAUUGACGAUCGGCUCGAUCUGUACAAAAGCAAAUCCUUCAUCGGCGAUUUCCCAUUAAUAGAGCCCAAAAAAGGCCGCUUAUAUGAAGAAUUUUCCGAACUCACCAUGAUGGCCUCAAAAGUAGCUUAUGAGAAUGCUGCUUAUAUCGAAGAAGCUGUUACUGACCACUGGAAGAUGCACUUCGUAGGAUUUUACAGUUGCUGGAACAAAUUCUUGAACAACUACACAACACAAGCUUUCAUCUUCUGCGAUAAGGCGGAAGACGCCAACUACAUCGUUUUGGCAUUCCGCGGCACUGAGCCUUUCAAUGCGAAAGACUGGGUCACCGACAUCGACCUCUCUAUGUUGUACAUGGGCAAGCUAGGUUAUGUUCAUCUCGGAUUUCUCAAGGCACUUGGCCUUCAAGAUGAAAAGGAUUACCGUAAAGGUUUCCCAAAGGAUUUUCCUGUGGAACCCGACCAGCCCAUCGCAUACUACACACUCAGAGCAGAACUUAAAUUGUUGCUAAGGAAGCACAAAAAUGCAAAGAUAGUUAUAACUGGUCAUAGCUUGGGAGGUGCACUUGCGACCAUCUUUCUAUGUUUGCUAGCAAUGCAUGAUCAAGUUGAUAUCUUGAAGUCACUGCUCGGUGUACUAACCUUUGGGCAACCUAGGGUUGGAAAUGCUGGCUUCCAAGACUAUGUCGACUCCGUUAUGAUAUCAAAUUACUAUAGGAUGGUGUACCGCUUCGACAUUGUCCCUCGGGUCCCCUUAGAUAUUCCGAUUAUCUCGCCUUUCAAACAUGGCGGUAUCUGCAUGUACUACAACGGAUGGUACGAAAGAAAGGAGGAUAAAGAAGUCCCAAAUCCUAACUACAUUGAUCCAAAAUAUAUUAUCCCCAUGUACUUAAAUGCUUGGGGUGACCUCAUCAAGGCUUUCUUCUUAGGGAAGACACAGGGAAAAGAUUUCAAGGAAGGGAUUAUCUCACUCCUCUAUAGGGCUCUGGGACUAAUUGUGCCUGGCGUUGCCUCUCACAGUCCUAGAGACUAUGUGAAUGCUGGCAGACUGGCCAAGAUGACUGCCAAGGAGGUCUUCUAUGAUAAAUCCUUUAUUAAUGAACAUGAGACCUACAUAUAAAGAGAGAUAGAUCUGAAGCCUUGUUCCAAGAUGGUUGAUGCAUGUUGCAUAAGUUAUGUUGACGUUUUCUCUCCCUUCGUUCCUAUGUUUACGACAUUUUAAUUUCUUGGUCUUUCUUGUGUGCUAGCUAGCUACCUGCAGUUUAUCCGUGUACCUUGUCAUGAAUGAUCAUAAAUAAUUAAUGCAUCAUAGAUUUGAUCUAUACAUAA
Messenger RNA from Ananas comosus (pineapple), 1797 nucleotides. RefSeq lists its product as uncharacterized. The record is from RefSeq and is a predicted model, not a curated record. NCBI's taxonomy places the organism in Eukaryota, Viridiplantae, Streptophyta, Magnoliopsida, Poales, Bromeliaceae. Bases 104 to 1588 code for a protein of 494 amino acids. Gene Ontology annotation, biological process: lipid metabolic process. The transcript has 5 exons. Gene Ontology annotation, molecular function: triacylglycerol lipase activity.